Messenger RNA from Gadus morhua (Atlantic cod), 942 nucleotides. RefSeq lists its product as uncharacterized. Gene Ontology annotation, biological process: regulation of cytokine production; T cell receptor signaling pathway. Gene Ontology annotation, molecular function: signaling receptor binding. The transcript is spliced from 3 exons. The record is from RefSeq and is a predicted model, not a curated record. NCBI's taxonomy places the organism in Eukaryota, Metazoa, Chordata, Actinopteri, Gadiformes, Gadidae. Gene Ontology annotation, cellular component: external side of plasma membrane. Bases 93 to 839 code for a protein of 248 amino acids.
AAACGGCUUGUUUGCCCUUGUAAGGUCUUGUUGGUCCUUUUUGUAGCAUCGUAACCAGAUCUAAAAUGGUACGAUGAUUAACUGUGUUCUUAAUGUUAUCACCGGCCUCAGAAACAACCACUGAAUCUAACAGUGCCCAGAUGGCGUUCCCUGAGCCUCAAUACAGCCUUGUUAUUGAGACACUCGCGUGCCCUGAGCCUAAAUACAGAGGUGUAUUGAGACACUUGUUGCAUCAAUUGUGUUUUCAAGCAGGUGCUGGCAUCCCUGAGGUCGUCACCAAUCUGGGGGACACUGACACUGAGGUGUUCACCAGAGAAGGAGAAGAUGCCAUCUUACCGUGUGGUCUGGGUUCCCCGGUGAACCUGAAGGAUGAGGUGUUUGACUGGAAGAAGAAGCAGCAGGAGGUGUUCUUCUAUGAAAAGGGCAAGGACUACAACCACGGCAAGCGUGGACAAGACCCCCAUUUCUGGCGCAGGGUGCACCUUCUCCCAGGGGGGCUGCAGGCCGGUAACGCCUCUGUGAACCUGACCAGUGUGACCCAGGCCGACGGCGGAGUGUAUUCUUGCUACUUCCCACGUCGGAAACUGACGAGAUGGAUCCGGCUGACUGUAGAGCGCGUCCCCGAUCACACUCCCCCAAAAAUCAGGAAGGCGGGCCAUCGGUUGACCGGCGAUCAUGAAGAGGUCCUCAGGAAUGGUCCAUGGAAGGCCAUAGGUGUUUCUUUUAUUGUUCUCUUUAUUUUAUCAGUUGUAGUUAAUAUUUACCAAUUUACCAAAACUAAUAACUGUAGGAAAGGUCAUGGUCCACAAGCAGUCCCUGAUUCUGAUAGUUCUGAUUGAAGCGGUGCCUUUUGGUCCUGUCCCCGUCGUGAUGCCGCUGUACAGCUGAACAUACCGUCUUUCGGUUGAGCGAUGGACACUUUUGGUCAUCUGAAGGUGUGCA